Messenger RNA from Salvelinus sp. IW2-2015, 853 nucleotides. RefSeq names its product actin-related protein 2/3 complex subunit 3-B. Lineage: Eukaryota; Metazoa; Chordata; Actinopteri; Salmoniformes; Salmonidae. Gene Ontology annotation, biological process: regulation of actin filament polymerization; Arp2/3 complex-mediated actin nucleation. The record is from RefSeq and is a predicted model, not a curated record. Gene Ontology annotation, molecular function: actin filament binding. Gene Ontology annotation, cellular component: cytoskeleton; Arp2/3 protein complex.
UACUUCCUGUAAUUCUGUUGGGUCUAACAGGCGGAAGCAGUGUUCUGGCAAACGAUACAUUUUUAUUUUGCUGGGUUAAAAGAUUGACAUUUAUUUCUCAAAAUGCCGGCGUACCACUCUGGCUUGAUGGAUGGGGACACCAAGAUGGUGGGGAACAUGGCUAUGCUGCCACUAAAAACCCAGUUCAAGGGCCCUGCAGCAAAAGAGACCAAAGAUUCUGACAUCAUUGAGGAGGCCAUCUACUAUUUCAAAGCCAACGUCUUCUUUAAGAAUUAUGAAAUCAAGAACGAGGCAGACAGGACACUGAUCUACGUCACCCUUUACAUUUCUGAAUGUCUGAAGAAGCUACAGAAGUGCAGCUCCAGGGGUCAGGGAGAGAAGGAAAUGUACACUCUGGGCAUCACUAACUUUCCCAUCCCUGGAGAACCUGGCUUCCCUCUCAACGCCAUGUAUGCAAAGCCCAGCAACAAGCAGGAAGAGGAGACCAUGAGGGCGUACCUGCAGCAGAUCCGCCAAGAGACGGGGCUGAGGCUGUGUGACCGUGUAUUUGACCCCCAGACAGACAAACCCAGCAAGUGGUGGAUGUGCUUUGUCAAGAAACAGUUCAUGAACAAAAGCCUUUCAGCUCCUGGACAGUAGACAACUCAGGACUGCUGGAGGUUAUUUUAAACGAAUGCGAGGCAGAUGGAUUUUACACUGAAUAAGAAGAGUACAUGGACGUGCUAUUGUUGUGUCAUUGGUCAUGUUAAGCUGGUGCUUGAUGUGUCCCUGUCGAUCUUUGACAAAAUGGAAGAACAGCAUUGUAUUUUUCUUGUUAAUUGUGUAAAUCAACAUGAAGAUAUUUUCAAAACUU